CUUGGGAGUGUAAACGAAUGAAUUCGAGCUGAGAAAAUUCAGAAGCCAGGAUCAAAAAUAAUAAAUUAGAAGGGUAGAGAGUGGAAACGACUCCAUGUGUUAAGUGUUGCUUAAUGAACACAUUAAUCAUGGGCGCCUCUUCUUGUUCCUCUUGCUCAAUCUCUACUUCUGUAGUGUACUACUCGCUACUCUUUCAUUAAUUUCCCCGCACGAAAGCCAAGACCACACUGAUCAUGCUCGCCUUGACCUCUGCCACUCCACUUCGCCCCCAACGCUACCUCCCCAGCCGGCAAAAGCCGCCCAACCUUCUGAUCUCGAUCCCUUCCGCCGCCACCCCCUGCCGGAUCACCGCGGUUUCAGUCUCCCCGGCCGCUGCUACGUCACCCGCGGACCUGGAUUCGGCCACCGCGGCCUUCCGCGACUACCAGCUCCUCUUCGCCUCCCAGCGCUCCGAGGCGGCCGAGCCGGUCUUCCUCCGUCCGGUCAGUGGCUCCGUCCCGCCCGAUUUCCCCUGCGGCACGUACUACCUGACCGGCCCGGGCCUGUUCUCCGACGACCACGGCUCGACCGUGAACCCUCUGGACGGCCAUGGCUACCUCCGGGCCUUCGAGUUCGGCGAGGGCGGGCGGUGCAGGUACUCAGCCCGCUACGUGGCGACGGAGGCGCAGCGGGAGGAGCGGGAGGAGGCGACGGGGCGGUGGCGGUUCACGCACCGCGGGCCCUUCUCGGUGCUCCGGGGAGGCCGGCGGCUGGGGAACCUGAAGGUGAUGAAGAACGUGGCCAACACCAGCGUGCUGCGGUGGGGCCGCAGGCUGAUGUGCCUGUGGGAGGGUGGCGAUCCCUACGAGAUCGACCCUGCCACGCUGGACACCGUGGGGCCGGCGGAUCUUCUUGGGUCUUACCGAGUUGAGCCAGGGCGGAGGCAGGACGGAGGAGGAGGCGGAUUGGGCAGCGUGGCGGUGGAGAUUGCAGCACGUUUGCUGAAGCCUGUACUGAGAGGAAUAUUCAAGAUGCCUGACAAGAGGUUGCUGGCCCACUAUAAGAUCGAUCCAAAGCGGAACAGACUGGUGAUGCUCACCUGCAACACCGAAGACAUGCUGCUCCCUCGUUCCAACUUCACUUUCUAUGAAUUGGACGAGAACUAUGAGGUAAAGGAGAAGAGGGAGUUCACCAUCCCUGAUCACUUGAUGAUCCAUGAUUGGGCCUUGACCGAUACCCACUACGUUCUUUUCGGAAACCACAUCAAACUCGAUAUCCACGGGUCUUUACUUGCAGUGUCAGGUCUGCACCCAAUGAUAGCAGCACUGGCUGUGGAUCCAACCCAUCCUUCCACUCCUAUCUACGUCCUUCCUCGUUUCUCCCAGCACACCCACCAACUAAGGAAUUGGCUUGUGCCCAUCGAAGCUCCAUGGCAGAGAUGGUCACUUCACGUCGGCAAUGCAUUCGAAGAAAUGGAUGCAGCAGGAAACUUGAAAAUAUCUCUGCAAAUCUCUGUUUGCUCCUACAAGUGGUUCAACUUCCAAAAAAUGUUUGGAUACAAUUGGCACACUGGAAAACUCGACCCUACCUUCAUGAACAUAAUCAACGAAAAGGAAGAUAUGAUGCCUCACUUGGUUCAGGUAUCCUUUGAGUUGGAUGCAAAAGGGACUUGUUGUAGUUGCUCCAUUAACGAUCUCUCAAGCCGAUGGAAGAAACCUGCGGAUUUCCCUACCAUCCAUCCCUCCUUCAGUGGGCAACCAAACACUUACAUUUAUGCUGCUUCAACCUCUGGCAGGCGAAGUUUCUUGCCUUGUUUCCCCUUUGACAGUGUAGUUAAGGUCAACAUGUAUGACGGGUCGGCCAAGUCAUGGUCGGCAGUGAACCGAUCUUUUAUUGGCGAGCCUAUAUUUGUUCCUAAAGGCAUGGAGGAAGAUGAUGGUUAUGUUCUUGUUGUCGAGUAUGCCGUCGAGAAGAAAAUGUGCUACUUGGUGAUAUUGGAUGCUAGAAUAAUAGGAGAAGAUGAAGCAGUGAUAGCAAAGCUUGAAGUGCCCAAACAAUUCACUUUUCCUAUUGGCUUCCAUGGAUUUUGGGCUUGCAUAUGACAGUGAGACAAUGUUCUUAUACUUUUCUGCAGCAUCCGAUCAAAGGAUGAAGAAAUGGUGCAGAUUAUUCAAAUCAAUUUGUAACUGAAACAUCAUCGUUUUUAACUAUGAGAAAUGAAAAUUCAACCAAACAACUCUUUCUCGUGC
Zingiber officinale is the source of this 2228-nucleotide messenger RNA. RefSeq names its product carotenoid cleavage dioxygenase 7, chloroplastic-like. Lineage: Eukaryota; Viridiplantae; Streptophyta; Magnoliopsida; Zingiberales; Zingiberaceae. Gene Ontology annotation, cellular component: chloroplast stroma. Gene Ontology annotation, biological process: carotene catabolic process. Gene Ontology annotation, molecular function: 9-cis-epoxycarotenoid dioxygenase activity. Bases 234 to 2081 code for a protein of 615 amino acids. The transcript has 7 exons. The record is from RefSeq and is a predicted model, not a curated record.